UUUGAAGCACAUGUGCAUUGCUGGACCCAAACGGUUUGCUGUAGUACGCCCCUUCAUUUAUAACAACAUGGCUUGUUCACCGUCGAGCAAACAAGGAAAGGUUGCCAUCGUCGGCAGUGGCCUCAUAGGACAGAACUGGUCCAUGAUAUUUGCUGGUGCAGGUUAUCAUGUGACAUUGUAUGAUACUGAUAUGGACCAGUUGAUGCGUGCCAAAACCAGCAUCAAAAGCACAUUGGAACAAUACGAACGGGAUGGUUACCUCCGGGGUAAAACGACGGCCGUUCAACAAAACGCUUUAGUGUCUACAAGUAGUUCACUCUCCGAAUGCCUCAGCGACGCAUUUUAUGUUCAGGAAUGUGUACCAGAGAACUUGGAGUUGAAGAAGAAGGUAUUCAAAGAAAUGGACACCAUGGCGAACAAGGACAUGAUCUUGGCUAGCUCCAGCAGCUGUUUGUGUGCUUCAAUGUUUACAGAAGGGCUCACUCACAAGUCCAACAUGUUAGUGGCUCACCCGAUAAAUCCUCCAUACUUCAUUCCAUUGGUGGAGUUAGUGCCAGCACCUUGGACCAAUCAGGAACUUGUUACCAGGGUACGUACACUGAUGGAAGAGAUCGGCCAAUCACCAAUCACAUUACGCCGGGAAAGUCUGGGAUUCGCCCUGAACAGAAUCCAGUAUGCUGCUAUCAAUGAAAGUUGGAACAUGUAUCAGUCCGGACUGCUGAGUGCCGAGGACAUUGACAGAGUGUGCCAUGAUGGACUAGGUCUGCGGUAUGCUUUUAUCGGACCCCUGGAGACCAUGCAUCUCAAUGCUAAUGGGAUAGCAGACUACUGUGAGCGGUACGCAGAGGGAGCCUACAACGUACAGAAGGAGACAUUUAAACCAGUACCUGUGAUGUAUGACGUGGAAACGGCCAUGAAGGUCCAGGAGGAAUUCAGUCAGACCAUGCCAUUGGACAAACUUGCAGAGAGGCGGAGCUGGAGAGACAAACGACUCGCAGAAAUCUCAAAGUUGAAGAAAACUUUGGAGAAAGAAAAUAAAUGAUGUGUUAGUGAGUGUUUGCCUAGGUAAAAAACAAAGGGUAACUGAAUGAGUGUGUCUAUGCAAAUGGUAGAGGAUGAUUUAAUAGUAGCCAUACCUUAUUUGUGUAUUAAUCAGGAGAUUAGCAAAUGCUUACUUGAAUUAAACAGUGAUCUAUGUAAAGGUCUGAGGAUAACAGAAUGAAUGUCAGUAACUAGUGAGUGCUAUUGAAUUGUUAAAAUAAAACAAAAUUGUCUGUAGUGCUUGCAGGUCUAUGUAAACAACAGAGGAUAUUGUAAAGCACAUGGAAUGUUGGUCCUGGCCAAGGACUUAUAGUCUAUGCUUUAAAAAAACUAUAAUCACCUUUUUAAUAUCACCAUUUGUUUUGGAAUUGUUAAGUUUUUUGGUGUUUUUUUUGCAGACCUGAAGGUGCUCUAAAUGAUUUAAUACAAGAAAUAAAAAAUCUAACGCCUCAGACAUAAAUUGUUUAUUUCAUGCCAUCAGCAGCAAUGCUGAAAGCUAAAUGGUUUAAGUCUAAAAAAACGAAAUACGUGGAUAAGUAUGUGUAACAGGAAUAAUACAGGGAUCUGCGCUGGGUUCUUGCUGUAAUAAAAUCACGAAAAUCAGAAACUGAUCUACAAUUUUAAUUAUAGUUAUUCCACGAAUAUUCCAUUAAUCCAUAUUAUUCAAGAAUUAGAGGAAGAUCGUAUGAAUGAAAGAAUGAAUACUUGAUUGAAAGGUGUAAACAAUAAAUUCAUGUUAUUAAUUGACUUAUUAAUUAAGUUAUUUAUUGUUACUUGUAGUAAAUUUUGAAUAAAUAAUAGCGGUAGUUGAUGAUGUCCACAUUGAACGGAAGUGAUUAAAGAGCAAUUAAUUUCAUGUAGCAUCUAUUGCUGCAAAGAGAAAGAUUCAAGAAAUUAUCUCCGUAUUUCUGUCAACCAGAUCAAUAAAAAGAAUGAAU
This is a messenger RNA of Mizuhopecten yessoensis (Yesso scallop), 1979 nucleotides long. RefSeq names its product lambda-crystallin homolog. NCBI's taxonomy places the organism in Eukaryota, Metazoa, Mollusca, Bivalvia, Pectinida, Pectinidae. The transcript has 6 exons. The record is from RefSeq and is a predicted model, not a curated record. Gene Ontology annotation, biological process: fatty acid metabolic process. Bases 11 to 1042 code for a protein of 343 amino acids. Gene Ontology annotation, molecular function: NAD+ binding; oxidoreductase activity, acting on the CH-OH group of donors, NAD or NADP as acceptor.